Molecule: messenger RNA, 5884 nt
Organism: Tupaia belangeri chinensis (Chinese tree shrew)
Lineage: Eukaryota; Metazoa; Chordata; Mammalia; Scandentia; Tupaiidae
Gene: EHD3
Product: EH domain containing 3
Exons: 7
Coding region: 635-2242 (535 amino acids)
Biological process (GO): endocytosis; endosomal transport
Cellular component (GO): plasma membrane; cytoplasm
Molecular function (GO): GTP binding; protein binding; calcium ion binding
Source: RefSeq, a predicted model, not a curated record
CAGCGGCCGCGGGUCCCCAGCGGAGCGCCUGCCCACAAACAUGGCGGCGCCCUACUCGGCUUCUCGCCGCCGGGACCGUGGAGCCGACUCGGCCUUGCCAGUACUCGGGGACUUCCUUCGCUCGCCGGCUUCCUGCCCGGCUGGCAUUUAAACCAGCUCCUGGGGCUACGGGAUGCUGCUGCGGAUGCUCAGCUGCCUGCCCGCUGGGCAAAGCAGACGCCGACGCCUCCCCUGAGCCGCCUCCGCCGCAUCCCUUAGCCGCUCGCCUGGCAGAGCUGGUUAGGGCUGGGGCGAGAUCUGGGACCCCCGGCUUCGGACUCCGACAUCUGGCAGUUUCACUGGAGGUUCGACUUUAAUUUCCAAGACUGCAACCCUCUUCUCCCAGCCCAGGCUGUUUUUCCUCCCUUUGGCCUGGGCUGCUGGAUGAAGCAGGGGCUGGGCUAGGUACGGACAGCAGAAGAGCGCGCUGCUGCACCUCCGCCCUUCCGAGCCUCGGACCCGGGCCAUGGUGCGGCUGUGCCCGGCACUCCGGUGAGGCUGCUGCGGCUCAGAGCCCAGCGGGCCGGCCCUGCGGGACACCUUCCCUGAAGAGCCUUCUUGGGGGCUGCGCGCAGGGGGGCGAGUGGCAGCCGCGAUGUUCAGCUGGCUGGGUACAGACGACCGCCGGAGGAAAGACCCCGAGGUCUUCCAAACGGUGAGCGAGGGGCUCAAGAAACUGUACAAAAGCAAGCUGCUGCCCCUGGAAGAGCAUUACCGCUUCCAUGAGUUUCACUCGCCCGCCUUGGAGGAUGCAGAUUUCGACAACAAGCCCAUGGUCCUGUUGGUGGGCCAGUACUCCACCGGGAAGACCACCUUCAUCAGGUACCUGCUGGAACAGGAUUUCCCAGGCAUGAGGAUUGGGCCUGAACCAACCACUGACUCCUUCAUUGCAGUGAUGCAGGGCGAUGUGGAGGGGAUCAUCCCUGGGAAUGCUCUGGUGGUGGAUCCUAAGAAACCCUUCAGGAAACUCAAUGCCUUUGGCAAUGCCUUCUUGAACAGGUUCGUGUGUGCCCAACUGCCCAACCCUGUGCUGGAGAGCAUCAGCGUCAUCGACACGCCAGGGAUCCUCUCCGGGGAGAAGCAGAGGAUCAGCCGAGGGUAUGACUUUGCGGCCGUCCUUGAGUGGUUUGCCGAGCGGGUGGACCGCAUCAUCCUGCUCUUCGACGCCCAUAAGCUGGACAUCUCUGACGAGUUCUCAGAAGUCAUCAAGGCCCUCAAGAACCACGAGGACAAGAUGCGGGUGGUACUGAACAAGGCUGACCAGAUUGAGACACAGCAGCUGAUGCGGGUGUACGGGGCCCUCAUGUGGUCCCUGGGCAAGAUUGUGAACACGCCAGAAGUGAUCCGGGUCUACAUCGGCUCCUUCUGGUCCCACCCUCUCCUCAUCCCAGACAACCGGAAGCUCUUCGAGGCUGAGGAGCAGGACCUGUUCAGGGACAUCCAGAGUCUGCCCCGAAAUGCUGCCCUGCGUAAGCUCAAUGACCUCAUCAAGAGAGCCAGGCUGGCCAAGGUCCACGCCUACAUCAUCAGCUCCCUGAAGAAGGAGAUGCCCUCGGUGUUUGGCAAGGACAACAAGAAGAAGGAACUGGUGAACAACCUGGCUGAGAUUUAUGGCCGGAUUGAGCGGGAGCACCAGAUCUCACCUGGAGACUUCCCCAACCUGAAGAGGAUGCAGGACCAGCUGCAGGCCCAGGACUUUGGCAAAUUCCAGCCACUGAAGACCAAACUGCUAGAGGUGGUGGAUGACAUGCUGGCCCAUGACAUUGCCCAGCUCAUGGUGCUGGUGCGGCAGGAAGAGACACAGAGACCCAUCCAGAUGGUGAAGGGUGGGGCGUUUGAAGGCACCCUGCACGGCCCCUUCGGGCACGGCUAUGGGGAAGGGGCCGGGGAAGGCAUUGACGAUGCUGAGUGGGUAGUGGCCAGGGACAAGCCCAUGUACGAUGAGAUCUUCUACACCCUGUCACCUGUGGAUGGCAAGAUCACAGGUGCUAAUGCCAAGAAGGAGAUGGUGCGCUCCAAACUGCCCAACAGUGUGCUGGGCAAGAUCUGGAAGCUGGCUGACAUCGACAAGGAUGGCAUGCUGGAUGACGAGGAGUUCGCACUGGCCAACCACCUCAUCAAGGUCAAGCUGGAAGGUCAUGAGCUGCCCAAUGAGCUGCCUGCCCACCUACUGCCCCCAUCCAAGAGGAAGAUUGCCGAGUGAUGGAGUUGGGGGGAGUGGUUCAGACAGGCAUGUGUCAGAGGAGGAGGCAGAAGCAGUGACCACACACAUGCACACACAUGCGCACACACACACACACACAGAUCUUGAGAAUUGCGUUGUAGAUGAGGGGAACAGUGAUCCCCACAUUUGCAGGCUGGUCCUUGUUUGGUUACAUCUCCAAUUCUUGGGAUUGGUAGAAGCAUAAGGGCACUCUCAGGUCCCAGGUUUAAGUCUAUGUCUCUAUUCCUUUUUCCCUCCCAACUACCACAUCCCAAAGAGCUGAGGCAAUUUACUCACCACCACCCCCACAAAUGGCCUACCCAUCCCCAUAUUCCCCAGCACCUCCACCCAGGCUCUGAGCAGAUGGAAAAGGCCUUUCAUUUACUAGGCAAUUCAUGUUUUCUUUUCCUGUGUCUACCCCCUCUUUGUCUUCCUAGUAAGGAAUCUACUCAGGGGCUAGGAGAUAUGAGGAAGGGGGCAGCUGCAGGGAGGGGAGGCAAGAAAAGAAGCAUUCUUUGGGACACUGUGGUCCACACUUGAGACAUUGCCCCAUGAGCUGUUCUUUCCUAAUUUAAGGUUCUGUCUUCCUCAGCAAAUGUGACUUUAAACUCUGCCGUACUUUAUUUCAAAGAAUCCUAGAGGGGAAAAAGAGAAGAAAUUGGGAGGGAAGAGCAAGGAAGUUGUCCUUAGUCUUCUAAGGUCUUAGUCCAUAGAUUUUGAGAGAUUUCUGUUCUUGCCACCUGGCCUGUGAUGGUGUUCAUACUUGACUCACAUUCUUUUAGCCUUCCCUGGUACAGGAUCUAUGUUAGGCAUUUGAUAUAUAUUUUAUCCCAUGUGGUCUCAAUAGCCCCUAGGGGAGGAUGCUUCAGUCCUCCACUGUGCAAAUGAGAAGUCAGAUCCAGAGGACUUUAGGACCCUCCCAAAAUCAUAGAGGUCACACAUGAGGGAAGAUUCAAAGUCAGGGCCUUAGACCCUGCCCUGUGCUGUGAUAUGUGUAGGAUCCCAGCAUCGCUACCUGAGGACAAGCCAAGCAUGCAGCCCUCUCGCAGCCUCCCAGAGCAGGCUACCAAAGGAGGUGGUCUGGCCAGCAUUUGGUAGGCCAUCAGUCUGGCCAUCUGUCUCAUCACAGAAGCAAACUGUGCCUUCUGGCUAUGCACCCCAUGUUCUAACAUCGCAGAAGUCAACAGCACCAGCAGGUGAGUGGGCUGGCCUGCUGGAUGCUGUUCGUGCCUGUCCUUGCUCAGCCACCCACCCAAUAGCCUGAAUCAUCCAGCUCAAAUGCAGCUACCGGUUCUUUUAUCAGGUGGAACCUCAUCCUAACUCUAGAAGUCUGGGGUCUUGUUCCCUGUAGGGUCCCCAGGGACUCUGCAGUCUCCUUGGCUAAUCCCCACCAAACUCAGUGCCCUACACUCUCCCCUGCCUUGCUUCAUGGCCACUGUACCAGUCACUUUGUAUGCUAUGCUCCUACUGUGAUGGAAAAGAAGUAUAACUUAUUUUAUAUGUAUGUUUAGACUAUAUAGAGAAUAUUCUAUGUAUCUAUGACGUGCAUACUACUGCAGUGUGUUUGUCAUUAGUAUUCAUGUUAACACAGCACAUUUAUCCUUUUGGUACCCACCUGGCCACAGUGCUUCAUUUCAUGGGAGGCUGAAGGAGUGGGGCUAGGCUCUUUUUUUAGAGUUUCCGGCAGCAUCUUUGGCAAAUGAUGACUCACUGGGGCUGCCAGAGAUCAGCAUUCACAAACGGCAUCCCACUGGCCUGGGACUUCUCCAGGCACAGUGAACAGUCACAGGCAAGUGGUUGAAGCCACUACUUCCUGCCCUCGGUAGUAGGCGUGGUCUCAAACCCUGGGCUUCCUUUUGCAAACACAUGUUUCUCUUUCCCAUAAAAUGAAGGGCAAAGGAAGCCCAAGGCAAUGAGUUUCUUCCUCUCCCAAGUGAAAGCUCAGCCAUGGGGCUAUUUCUCAGCUCCACAUCUUUCCUUGAGCUGAAAGAAAAAUGGGAAGGAAAUAUCAGAGGAAGGCGAAGUCUCUGACUUUUUAUUUUAAAAGAAAAGGAGAUGUGUGCCCUCCCCUUCAGUGUCAUCUAUACACACACGCCACACUCCUGCCCUUCCACCUUUACUGCCUCUCUGCUCCCUUCUUUAAGAUUCCACUCAGAAGACGGCUGUGAGGCAUGAGAUUCCACAUUUGUACUAUUCUCAUCUCCCUUGAAAGAGAAAAUGAUGCCGGAGGUUCUUCCCAAUGGAGAAGGGACAAGAGUAGGUCACUUGCUCUGAGGCAGUGCCCUCUAGCUUUGCUUUCUUAUCCUACUGACACCUUCCAGUUUUCAGGAGCCUCAAGAGAGCUCAUGCCUCAGCCUGGGAAACAUUUGCUCCGAGGCAGUCCCACAGACAAGAAGCUCUGGAGCACCCACGCUGCUCAGUCUAGGCCACAAAAGCCCAAAUGAAAACAGCAACUCCCUGCACUACUGACCCAGUAAGGCCAGAGGUUAGAGCCAAAGACCUAAACCGACACCAAAGUACAGUCAUGUACAUGUGCAAGUAACACUGCUGGCAGUAGCAGGGUGCAGGCCUUGGUUUGCAGAGUAGGGAGAGGUGACCCUGAGUCACUCCCCUACACACACUACCACCACCCAUUUGGUCCCCUCUCUUGUGUUUUUGAGUUAGCUCCUCAAAAUUAGCAGAACUAUCUAGGGAGGAGAACAAACUCACCCAUUCUCCCUGUGAAAUGCUAACUAGCCUCUAUACUUAUCCAGCCCUUUCAUCUUUUAAUUUGUCCAUCCAUCCAUCCAUUCAUUUUUCUUUCACUCAGAAGACACUGAGCAUCUAUUAUAGACAACACCCUCAGGAAAAAUAUUGAGAGCCAUUCUCAUUCCUUGAGCCAUUCAAAAACAAUAAAGUCUACCUGUGCAGUAGGCACAAUUCCCAAUCAUCAGAUUGAGUUUCUAGAUCAGAGAGUUUCUAGCCUAAUACAAAAAUAGGCAUUUCUACAAAUAUUGGUAAUGCAAUGAGUCAACAAAACAAAUGUGGUGGAGGGGGACGUACAGCUGAAGUGGGGCCUCAGGAGAGUCAGAAAUGGCUUCAAACAAGGGGGAGGGUAGUCAGAGAAAUCCUCCACUGCAAUUGGUCGCUUGAACUGAACCUGAGAAGCCUUCUGGGGCCAGACUCUCAAGCCUAUCUUGCGUAUCUUCCCUCCCUCAUCGAAGAGAGGCGGAAUUUUUUUUUUUUUAAUCAAAACUAAGCACGCAGCAUUCCCAGCCCACCAAAUCAGGACACAUUGAGAACCACUGAUAUAUUUGAGGAAAAGCACGAUUAGAAUUUUGCCUCUGGGGACUAUGCUGACUUUUCACAGAUGAUUUUCAAAUGAAAAUUUUAUCAGUAUCUUUAGAGUGGAAAUUUUAAAUGCCUGGAGGAAAAGCAAAUUGGUAAUGGAGGAAUGUCAGUUUUCCCUGCCAAGCUGAGGGCAAUGAGAGGAUGGGAGGGCUAUGGCCCUCCUAAUUGGUGCCAUUCCCCACACUGUGGAUCUCCUAUUCUGGUCUGUCCGGGAGGAUUGAGCUUUCUGUCCCUUCAAGUGAGGUGAACGUUGUGACUUGUUCGAGUUAGUGAAAUGGAGAGUAAACAAUAUCCUUUCCUUGCAGAAACCAA